Messenger RNA from Racocetra fulgida, 375 nucleotides. Lineage: Eukaryota; Fungi; Glomeromycota; Glomeromycetes; Diversisporales; Gigasporaceae. The record is from the annotation of a GenBank genome assembly.
GAUAAACUUCGAAAACGGAAGGCCAGAGAAAAUGAAACAUCUAAACAAAAAGAAGUACCUACUGAAAUAGCUGAAAAACAAAAAAAUAAGAAUUGCAGUGAGUUAGAAGAAAAUCGAAACAAUUGUACUAUUAUGCAACAAAGUUUAGAACAAAUCGAAACUGAAGAUGUUAGUCCUCAAUCAACAAGCAACAUGAAUAACAAAAUUCUUCAAUUAUUGCUGGAAGAUAAUUAUAUUGAUAGCCAGUUUCCACAGAUUCAGAGUGAUUAUAAUUUAGACAAUACAAAUGAUGAUGGCAUAGUUAGUCACACUUUUGUACCUUUUCUUCCUUCAGCUGAUAGCGAGAAAGUUGCAAUUGAUAGUACACUUGAUUGA